Molecule: messenger RNA, 1524 nt
Organism: Cottoperca gobio
Lineage: Eukaryota; Metazoa; Chordata; Actinopteri; Perciformes; Bovichtidae
Product: sacsin-like
Exons: 7
Coding region: 124-1464 (446 amino acids)
Source: RefSeq, a predicted model, not a curated record
CCAUCAGCAGUCUAUAUAAACAGCAGAACUAAUGAAACACCAUUUCUUUGGAAAACUCGCCAACAGCAGAACAGAACUGAUUCAACUCUUCACAAAUAUGAAUGAGCAUCCAAGCCAGGAAGGAUGAGUUUGAAGACAAAGAAAAAACCUUUAACGUCCUUCGGGGCAACAGCACCGCCCUUCAUCGACUACCUGCAAGAUAUUCUACGUCGAUAUCCAGAUGGUGGACAAAUUUUGAAGGAGCUGAUUCAAAAUGCAGACGAUGGUAAAGCCACAGAAGUGGUUUUCAUCCAUGAUGAGAGAAGCUAUGGGACUGAGAGUCUUUGGACUGAUGAAUUGGGAGAAUACCAAGGUCCUGCUCUCUACGCCUACAACAAUGCAGCGUUCGAUAAGGAAGACUGGGAAGGAAUUCAGAAGGCAGGGAGGAGUGACAAGCGCAAUGACCCAAACAAAGUUGGGAGGUUUGGAAUCGGCUUCAACUCUGUUUACCACAUAACAGAUGUGCCAAGUAUAUUCAGCGCAGGGCACCUUGGCAUGAUGGACCCCCAAGAAAAAAUAUUCGGACAAAGAAAUGGAGGUUUUCGGUGGUCUUUGGAUGAUGCAGAUCACCAAGAAGCUCUCACGAAAAUGCACGAUCAGUUCCAUCCCUUUCGAGAUAUAGUUUCACUUGUAAGCGGACAAGAAUGGUCAAAAGUCAUCAUUGAGGAUCAACACUUUGACGGGACAAUUUUCAGAUUCCCCUUUCGCAAAGAAAAAUCAGAUAUUUCAGAUAAUCUAUAUGACUCUGACAAGGGAGUUGAGCUUUUUGAUAGCUUCAUUGCGGAUGCAGACUUAAGCCUUCUGUUCCUGAAAAAUGUGACCUCUGUGGCCUUGAUACAUAUCGACAUACAUGGCAUUGUUAACACCAGACUUGAAGUGAAAUCCUCAAUCCCCACAGAUGUUGUUCUGGAGUCAGAAGACAAGUCAAUGAUUGAGGGUUCAACAAGGUUCAAAUUGAUAACCCUCAAAUCAGAAGACCUCAAAGAAACAAAGUGGCUUGUGACAACAUGUACCAUGAAAGAAGGCAAUGUAGAAAUUCUUGAUUCACUUUCAGAAAAGUUAAAGUUUUUCCCUCAAGUUGACUUAGCAUUCCCUUGUGGUGAGAAGAGAGACUGUAGUGAGAGUAGACUGAGCUGCUUUCUCCCCCUACCAAACAAUGAAUCCAACAAGACAGGACUGCCAGUUUAUAUCAACGCGUGCUUUGGCCUCACAGACAACAGAAGACACAUCAAAUGGCAAGAGGAAGACCAGAAACAUGACGAACAUGCUGUGUGGAAUGAAUUGCUGAUGAAGGAAGUGCUACCACAGGCAUACCUCGUGAUCAUUCAAGAUGCGAUCAAACUUGCCCAACAAUCUAUUCUGCCUGUCUCUUCCGUGUACGAUCUGUGGCCAGAUAUCGCCCAGGUAAAGCACAGAGACAAAUGAAGCUGUGUUCCCCUGCAAUGGUCCAACAAGCAGUGACACAUUGGCUGCCAUUAAAAGGAC